Molecule: messenger RNA, 1521 nt
Organism: Spea bombifrons (plains spadefoot toad)
Lineage: Eukaryota; Metazoa; Chordata; Amphibia; Anura; Pelobatidae
Gene: FBXO47
Product: F-box protein 47
Exons: 11
Coding region: 172-1521 (449 amino acids)
Molecular function (GO): protein binding
Source: RefSeq, a predicted model, not a curated record
GAAAGCGCGGUCUCCUGAGGCGUCUCUGUUUACGCGGACAGCUAUUGGCAGGGUUCCUGAAGCGCAGUGCCUCGUAUCUCCCUGACGGCGGCCAGUGAGCCUCGGAUGGCGGUGUUCGGGACGUAAUUCCUAGUCACACUGCAACAUACAUCGUACAACUAGAGGGUUGAGAUGGCAGCACCAUUAAACAGAAACUUCACCCUCAUACCAAAUCUGAAAUUCAGACGUAGCAAUCGGCGCUUAAGAUUGACUUAUCAAAGCAAAGAAUCUGUUGAUGCUUCCACUUUAGGUCACUUCCACUCAUUGCCUCUGGAGAUCUUCCACAAAAUACUAGAGUACCUUACAGUAAAUGAUAUCAGCAUAUUGAGCAUGGUUUCAAAAAACAUGAGCAGACAUCUUAUUGACUACAUUUCCUCACCAAAUGGAAACCGUCAUCUUUUGUUUCAAGACUUCCACAUUUCUGAGUUUCCAGAGGAAAAGAGAAGGACAUCAAUAUAUCAACACUACAAAUCUUUAGGGUUAUUAUUUAAGAGGUGCACUUUGCUUCUACCUACCAAAGAGAGACUGAAAUAUAUUCACAAGAUAUUGUCUGGCGUCUCCUGUUUUAAACUAUGUGGAUGCACUUCCCCUGUGCGGUGCCUGGGUUUAUACUGCUAUGGUGCGCUCCUAAAGAUGCUGACAGCUGGAUGGGAUGAACUGGAGUGUCACAGAGUUUACAAUUUUAUCUGCGAUUUGACUAACUUGCCUCGUAAGGUGCAGAGUCUAGUGAACAGUAAACCAGGCUCUGCAUGUAAGCUGGAACUGCGUGUACGCCUUUUUUGCCGAAAUGUUCUACUGGAUCACUGGACCCAACGUAGUGACUCUGCUUUUUGGUUGACACGAUUACUUAAACCAUGGCCUUUUGUGAAUCAGGCACGUCUGCUAUACAUUAUCUUUGGACCAGUAUCUGCCAUAGAUGGUCACGUAUCAUGGCUAAAUAUGACUGAGGGAAUGGCUGAGGAGACUAAUCUGAAAGGACUUGCUGAUGCUCUUAAGUUAUUGUAUGACAUAGAAGCCAAAGAGUGGACCACAGAUGAUGUCAUUAGUUUAGUGGAUGAACUGUCAGUCAUUCCCCAUGAAUGGCUAUCAGAGAACAAAGCACGUCUCCUCAUCCUGAGUGGGAACAGCAUCUGUUUCAUCUACAUGGCCAGCAAAGCAGUGAAUGGGAGGUCAAUGGAUCUGGGGAGACUGGUGGUCUUCCUUGCCCUGGUGUGUGAAAAAGACCUGUACUGCAUGGACUGGGCAGUGAAAAUGAUGCGCAGGAUAUGCAAGCUGUUUGGCGCUCACUCCGAGAGGAGCAACUUCCUGCAAAAUGUGGAGAAUGCCUUUGCCCGCAUUGUCAUGGAGAUGCUACAGUCUGUCAUUUCAGGAGGGCGUAACGAAGAGGACAGCAGCUUCUUGAACCUUUUCCAUCUGGUCAAUGCUCAAGCCAAUUUCCACAAGGAGAUUUUAUACCUUACCCUUAACAGCCCUUCUGCCUGA